GCGAGGUUGUAUAUUAAAUUCGCGGUAUAAAACGAGUUGCGGUUAUUGUGCCGGUUGCAUUGUGCCUCUCCAGGUAUUGUACGGGAAAAUGUGUUUGUGUUUGAUGGUGACGAGCUUAGCUCGGUGAUUACUUUAAUUGCUGUGCCGGACUGCCAGGUUGCUGUUUUUGGAACAUGUUGGCGAGUGCGGUGGAAUCAUGUCGCGUUUUGACAUUUUUUAUAGGUGUAACAGAAGUAUGCUUCAUGUCGGCGCCAGUGGGCCAGUGCCUUUACUGUUGCCCCAGAAACGACACCCUGGAUAUACAAUACAAACUGUUCACCAGAAUAAAUCCGACGGUACCUCAAUCUGUACCAGAAACCGUCAAUGUUAAUAGUUUGGGACGAACAAGUUUCAACUUUAGUAAUCCUACAGUUAUAUACCUGAUGGGGUUCUCUGAAUCGAUUAGAGGAAUCAGCACCACCACUCUAAAAAAUGCUUACUUAUCAGCGGGCGAUUACAACUUUAUUGCUGUAGAUUGGUCCAGGCUUAUUGUGUUUCCUUGGUAUGUUACCGCGGUACGUAACACCAGACAUAUGGGCACACGAUUAGCAAGCUUCGUGCAGUACCUCGACAUAGCUGGUGUGAAGGCUGCCAGCCUGCAUGUUGUUGGUUUUUCUUUGGGAGCAGAGGCAGCAGGGUUUGCUGGUAAGGAGUUACGGAGGAGGGGACUUGUCUUAGGAAGAAUUACAGGUCUGGACCCAGCAUACCCCGGGUAUAGCUUGACCAACAGCAAUGACCACCUCGCUCGAGGAGAUGCCACAUUUGUCGACGUUCUCCAUACUAAUCCUGGAGUGUUGGGGUUCCCUCAACCCAUCGGUGAUGUGGACUUCUAUCCUAACUUUGGAACGUGGAUUCAACCAGGAUGUUGGAUUGACCAAUUGAUUAAAAAUAGACAAAUUUCAUUUCUUUAUGGAUGUAGUCACAACCGAUCAUGGCGUCUCUACGCAGAAUCUGUGAUCAACCCCAUAGGAUUUCCGGCAACGUUUUGCAGGAAUUGGAAGAAUCCACCGAUAUUGUGCAACUUUAGUACAGACGGGUACAUGGGCUUUGGAGCACAGCCGCCCAUGGCUGGGAAAAUGUAUUUGGAGACAAACGAAAUAUCGCCAUUUGCAAGAAACGGACCUUGAGUUACGCAGAAGAGAAACAGUG
This is a messenger RNA of Achroia grisella, 1188 nucleotides long. RefSeq names its product phospholipase A1 member A. The record is from RefSeq and is a predicted model, not a curated record. The transcript has 8 exons. Bases 174 to 1166 code for a protein of 330 amino acids. Gene Ontology annotation, biological process: lipid metabolic process. Gene Ontology annotation, molecular function: lipase activity. Lineage: Eukaryota; Metazoa; Arthropoda; Insecta; Lepidoptera; Pyralidae.